Selaginella moellendorffii is the source of this 1154-nucleotide messenger RNA. Its product is annotated as nuclear pore complex protein NUP214-like. The record is from RefSeq and is a predicted model, not a curated record. The transcript has 9 exons. Bases 1 to 1143 code for a protein of 380 amino acids. Gene Ontology annotation, biological process: RNA export from nucleus. Gene Ontology annotation, molecular function: protein binding; structural constituent of nuclear pore. NCBI's taxonomy places the organism in Eukaryota, Viridiplantae, Streptophyta, Lycopodiopsida, Selaginellales, Selaginellaceae.
AUGGCGAUUGAAAAUCUCUUUGGCAGCUCUCUCGGAGAUGAUUAUGACUGUGGGCACGCUGCCGAGCUUCAAGUGCAUCACAUCGCCAUAUCUCUUGGAGAGUUUGUGAAGGUUUAUGGUGGAGAGGCGCCCGAAGAGAAUGUAGAUAUCGCGUUCAAGGCGAUCGGUGGAGGCGUAUCACUCCUGUCGCCUGGCGCGAAGGCUAGUUCUGAUUAUCAUCCAGCGCGGGCGCUUUCAGUGUCCAAUCGCUUCGGCUUGACGUUCUUCGCCAAGCCAGCAGUCUCGAUUGUGGAGCUUUCAAAGGACGAGCUCACGCUUGCUGUGUGUGCCGGCUUCGCUGUUCGAUUCUACGGAGUCCUUUCUUUGGCGCUCAAGACCGACACUAGACCGUUCGAGAUCCGCGACAUCGGCAACGAUGCUUUGAUCAAGGAUUUUCAGUGGUGUAGUUUAGACCAAGACAAAAACAAAUACCUUGUCUUGACUUCCACAGGAAAGCUUCUCGUCGGAAAAAUCGGAGAAGAGCCUACAUCCAUGAAGGAAAAUGUUUCUGCUGCUUGUUGGAGUCAGUUUGGCAAGCAGAUCAUGUAUGCUACAAGCAUGAAGUUAACGAUUGCGUCAUCUGAUUUUGCCAAGAGUUUUAUCAUAAAUUUCCCAGUAGAAUUUCCUGGGUGCGAGGAAGGACUGGAAACUCAUGUUGAUGCUUUACGCUGGAUUUCGCCACAAAACAUAGUAAUUAGCUACGUCCAGUCGGAGGACGAUGAAGAAAUUGCCUGUCCGCUGCUUGUGCUUUCAGCGUCUGGUAGGCAACAACUAGUUGAGGCGUGCACGGAGUGUUCUGCUUUAGCGGUUACUCGAAGAUUUCCUGCGAUUGAAGCUAGUAUUAUUCCACCCAUGAACAGUCCGUAUAUGCUUGUGCAGAAUCUAGAACCAUGGAAAAUCGUGUUCACAACUUGUAGAAGGUCCAUCGACGCACAUGUUGGCCUUCUAGGCUGGCGGUCCGAAGGUGUUUGCAGUCUUGAUUUGUCAGAUGAUUUGUGGAGAGCUGACAUCCCCAUGUUUGAUUCUUCGAGUGACAAUGCCUUAACUGGGCUGGCGAUAGAUCAAACAUCAUUGUUAAAACAGCCUGAUCCAAGAAAUCCAUAAAAACUUCUUCC